Molecule: messenger RNA, 4638 nt
Organism: Cricetulus griseus (Chinese hamster)
Lineage: Eukaryota; Metazoa; Chordata; Mammalia; Rodentia; Cricetidae
Source: RefSeq, a predicted model, not a curated record
CUUCCUCCCGGGGACGCUGUUGCCUAGCAACCGCCUUCCACCUCCAUCUUUUGCCCCGCCUCCUGCUUAUUUCAAUACCUGGUUUCACAGACUUCCAGGCCCUGGCCCAGGGCGACAUCGGUGCUAGAUCCCAGCCGCUGUGUUCUCAGGUGGUCAUAGGAGCACGGACGCAGGCGGCGCGGGGCACCAUCAAAGGCUGAAUGUAUUAUUUCACUUAUUUAUUAACAAUUGUAUAAAAGUAGAGGAAAAGGAAUACACUAUGUCUGAUGAAAUCUUCAGCACAACUUUGGCAUAUACCAAGAGUCCAAAAGCUACCAAGAGAACUUCUUUUCAGGAUGAGCUGAUCAGAGCAAUUACAGCCCGGUCAGCCAGGCAGAGAAGUUCUGAAUACUCCGAUGACUUCGACAGUGAUGAGAUUGUUUCUUUAGGUGAAUUUUCAGAUACCUCAACAGAUGAAAGUCUAGUUAGAAAAAAGGUGAAUGAUUUUCAUAUAUCUGACGAUGAGGAAAAGAGUUCUCCAAGACUGUCUUUUUUGAAAACCAAGAAAGUCAACAGUGAUGUAGCCAAAGAUGGGCAGGAAUCUGUCACACAGAUCAGUGAAGACAUGUCACCAGAUGUUCAUGAUGAUCCCAAAUCCCAAAAUGAUGAUCAAGAAGUUGGAAAAGAGAUUACCGAAAUAAAGGCAAAGCCCAGAGUUCUUCCUAUCAAAAAAAGUACAUCUUCAGGGGAAAACAGCAGCAGUCAUGAAGCAGAUGACCAUUUUAAGCCUUCACCUCGACCCAGGAGCAUAAAAAAGAGCAUCCCCAUGGAGGAGGGUGACAGACCAGAUGACAAAAAACAGUCCCCGAGUGAAGACUCUGCCACCAUGCCUUCCCUUCCAAGGCAGAAUGGCACAGAGUUGGAAACUGAGGAAAAAGUACACUCCGAAAACCUUGAUCUUGAGGACUCGCUCUUACAAAGUCUGACCUCAUCGUCCAUCAAAGAAAGCCCUGCAAAUUGCACCUCACCAGGAUCUCAGGAAAAGAUAUCCAUAAAAGAUCAUGAUGGAGAACCUACUGAAAUCUGGGAUUCCUUGAUAUCAAAUGAAAAUGAAGAGAAUUCAGUCUUGGUAAACUGUGUUACUCCUGAAGUUGAGCUGCCUAAGACAAGUCAGGUGACUGCUGAUGACACUGAAGAAGAGAAAGAGAAGGCUGGGUUUACAGAUGAUGACUUCACCACUGACCCACUGCUCUCCACAUCCCCAAGUGUCAUAACACCCACCGAGACAGCAGAGCCGGCCAAGAAAACAAAUGAAGAACGAAACAUGAAGAAUAAAAAGCCAACGAAUAAUAGAGUAUCCAGUGCCUCUGGCAGGCUGAUGACCUCUGAAUUUUUAAAGAAAUCUGGUCCCACAAGGAGAAGUCCGUCUGCAGCUACCUCUUCUCACUAUUUAGGGACUUUAAAAGUCUUGGACAAGAAGCCAUCACGGAAGCAGAGCAUUGAGACAGACAAAGCUGAUCACAUAAGGGCAGCUGUUUAUCAGGAGUGGUUAGAAAAGAAAAAUGUGUAUUUACAUGAAAUGCACCGAAUAAAAAGAAUUGAAAGUGAAAACUUAAGGAUCCAAAAUGAACAGAAAAGAGCUGCUAAGAGAGAGGAAGCAUUAGCAUCAUUCGAAGCCUGGAAGGCUAUGAAAGAAAAGGAAGCAAAGAAAAUAGCUGCAAAGAAGAGGCUGGAGGAAAAAAACAAGAGGAAAACGGAAGAAGAAAACGCUGUGAGGAAGAGCGAGGCCCUGCAAGCAUUUGAAAAAUGGAAAGAGAAAAAGCUGGAAUACCUGAAAGAGAAGACGAGGAAGGAAAAAGAAUAUGAAAGAGCAAAGAAACAGAAAGAAGAAGAAACGGUUGCUGAGAAAAAGAAAGACAAUUUAACUGCUUUUGAAAAAUGGAGUGAAAAAAAGGAAGCCCUUCUCAAGCAAAAGGAAAAGGAGAAAAUAAAUGAGAGAAGAAAGGAAGAGCUAAAGAGAGCAGAGAAGAAAGACAAAGACCAGCAAGCCAUCAGUGAAUACGAAAAGUGGCUGGAAAAGAAAGAAAGGCAGGAAAGAGUUGAUCGGAAACAAAAGAAGCGUCAUUCCUACCUUGAAAGUGAGACACACCCUCCGUGGAGCCCUCCAAGCAGAACUGUGCCCUCUAAAGUAUUAUGACGAUUCAGGCUCUUGAUUUAUCAGUUCAACAACUUUACCCAUGGAUUUCAAAGCAUCCAUCUCAUUAUUUGUGGUAAGAAGAAUCUAUUUUAAUUAACUGCAGGAACUUCUGCUGAGCAUGAAAGAGAUACUUUGCAGUUUAAUCAGUGGAAGCAAUUUUCUCAAGUGUAUAUAAACUGCCUCAGACAAGAAGCCAAUCAGAUUGCUGGGACAAUCCAACUGCAUGAAGCUUUAUCAUGUCCUAACCAUUCCUGAAGUGAGGUGAUCUGUGGUCACCGUCACUGAGUUCUGUGUCUUUUUAAAGCAUGUUUAAUCCCACUGAUGGAAGGAUGCCAUCUAGAUACCACAGUCAUAGGAACGAAUCAGUCUUUGGAAGCUUGUGCUUCUUGGUUGGUGUUGGGGAUGAACGGUCCCUGGGGAGGAUGGACGUAUUCUUUCUUCUAACCUGAUCUUCAGCUCAGAACAGCAUCUUUGCUUUGCUUGCAAGUUAGAAUCACACUCAGUUGAGGCCACAGAGCUCUAGGCAGCAAGUCACUUUAAGAACUUUGCCUUAUGGUUUCAUCUCAGUGUGUGUUGCCUGUGUGAGGCUUACCUGACAAUCAUAGCCACUUCUAGAAUGGGCUCACUUCUGAAAUUUUUCUUUCUAAAUUGGAUCUCAAUUUGCUUGUUAUUUGGUUAACACCAAAAGUCAUCAAUUUGAUGGUGGUGGUGUCUUAUAAAGUAGUUGGGACAAUUUCAUAGGGGUUCAGGGUCAUUAUAAAAAUUCUUCCUAGAGUACAAUUAUAAAGAUACAUGAAGGCAAUUCCAACCUUCUUAACUAAUCUUAGAGUAUUUCAACUUGCGUUAAGAAGCAGCUGAAUAAGAAAGUAAGUUUGUAAAAAAUAUUCAAGAACUUAUUUAUUUAUUUACUUGUCCUAUGCUUCUCCCUGUAUGAACUGGUCUGCUACUUGACUGGUCAGCUCUUAAAACAGACCAGUUGUUGGAAUGCUGCUCUAGGCAACAAUGCAAUGCAAAGACAAUCCAUGGAAAACAUAGUUGUUACUGUUCAUAAGCUUCUUAUAUCAUCUCUGCUGGAUCUUCACAAAUGUGAUUUGUCAACUUUUUAACAAUUAUUCACAGUAGGUGGUAUUAGCUUUAUCGAGGCUUAUAAAGUCCAAAAUAACUUGCCAUACAGCUAACACGAGUGGUGGGACCAAAACCCACUGUCACCCUCUUCCUUGAGACCUGUGUGACCUCAGAGACUGUGGCUGACUUCUGCGUUAAUCAGCCUUGCAAGUGCUUGUCAUUCCCAGGGUGUAAAUCAUGCACUGCUGGUGAGACAUGCUCCUUUCCUAGUGCCUCCAGAUGCUAGCCCUCCUUAGAUGUAUAAAAUGACAUGAGGGUUUAUGGGAUUUCAGAUGUUCAACAAACAUGGUAUCAAUAAAGCCAGGAGCUUGUGUGAGACCCAAAUGUGGCAUGUGCACAAAAGAGGAAGUCAUGAGCUACUUUGUAGCAUUACAGAGCACACCAAAGACAUGCACAGAUGAAGCUAGAAGUCUUUGAUACUGCCAGAAGUGGUCCCUGCAAGAUUAUCAACCGAGUGCUGUCGAGAUGGGAUUCAGGACUCCAAUUUGUGUGUUUUCCCAGAAGCAACCACACCCGCCAGAAUAUACUGAUAAUGGCUUCUUGUUAAAUAGGUAGAGAUAAAAAAAAAAGGGGGGGGGGUUGCACAUUGUAAGAAAUGAAAAGGAAGAUCAGACAAAGGUGUAGUUCUUCCAUGCUCACUUUGUACAGUGUGGUAUUGUUGUUGUUAGCUCAUAAAUCAUGAGAAAGGGAUGACAAAACUAACGUGAAGUGUUUUGGAACAUAAGGACUCAGUAAAUAGUAUCGUAUUUAUUUACCACAGUCCCUACUUCAUGGAGAUGAGAUCAAUGUGGUGUGAGCAGUACAGUAGUUAUUUGGCACACUUUAACAUACAGAAGAACUCAGUCUUCUGGUCCAUCUUUGGUGUACCAGUUACAGUCAGGUGUUGCCAGGAGCAGGACUGUCUGAGAAGACCUCUGAAUACUGGUUUUUAAGAUUGUUUCUGAAGAGAAUUAAGUGACAAGUGAAGAUGUGCCCAAUGGCCCAAAAUGUCAUUCCCUCAAAUGUGAUUUGGGAUGAGUAUGGUUAUAGAGUAAAUAAUAGGCCUUUCCCCAACUUACAGCAACCUGUAUUAAGUCUUAUGAAGUUUAUCUAGUUAAAUACAGUUACCCCUUCUCCUGUAGUAAAAAUAAUGCAGAACUUUGGACAGUGAGUGAAAACCAAUUCUGUAAUGUACCAGUAUGAGUUCCAGAGGGAAGACUCAAGCCUGGUAAGAUUAUCUUAAUGUAUUUGCCUAUUUAAGAAAUAAGAAUUUCCCAUAUUUCCUUAAAAAGUACCAAAUAUUGAUAUAGAUUAAUUUAUUAUAAUGAAAAAAAAAAACUCUUACAUGAAAGUAAAUU